Messenger RNA from Orbicella faveolata, 2555 nucleotides. RefSeq lists its product as uncharacterized. NCBI's taxonomy places the organism in Eukaryota, Metazoa, Cnidaria, Anthozoa, Scleractinia, Merulinidae. Gene Ontology annotation, molecular function: RNA binding. Gene Ontology annotation, biological process: regulation of mitochondrial mRNA stability; mitochondrial RNA processing. The record is from RefSeq and is a predicted model, not a curated record. Gene Ontology annotation, cellular component: ribonucleoprotein granule; mitochondrial matrix.
AAUUUUCGUGAGCCCGCGCUCAAAUGUUGCGACAGCGCACAUCAGUCUGGACCGCGUCGGGACUUGGGAUCAAGUUUGCAAUCCAAGAUGGCCGGCCGGAAUUGAGACGAGUUUGCUUACAAUUCGCGGCUGUAAUCUUGUUUAAUAUCGACAGGAGAGGCUCUCUAAAGGGAUCGAACUUAAAUAGUUAAAAUUCAGGAGCUGUUGAAUGGAUCAGUGUUAAAGGUGAUGUUCUUCAGCUGAGAAGGGGACUUUUCAUUAAAGAAUACAUGAUGUACAAGAUGAACCUGUUGGUGCACUGUAAUAGCAGGAUUGCCCUCUUGUGCACUAGAAAAGCUACUAAAAGGGCAAUACAUUCCUUUGCUCCAUCUGUUUUGAUGCCCCAAGUUAACAAAACAACAAACGGUUUUUACACCACUUUGUGCUCGUCAGUCCAAACUGCAAAGUUGAGAGGAAAAGUCUUGACAGAGCCGAAAUGUUUUGCGUCACAGCUUAACCAGGGCCUCGCUGGUCUACCAGCUUCUUACGUGAGGGAAUUGGAGCUUAAUAAAGAGAUAUUGUUAAGGUCUACAGUGCAGGAACAACUGGAAUUUUACGAGUCUUGGAAGGACCAAGCCUCGCUGACCAACAGAAUAACAAUGCUUCAUCACAUGGCGAAGAUUGUCCAGAAACAUAAAGUCCAAGCAGAAGUUUUGCAGAAAGAAAAAGAAAAAGUCUUGUAUGGGGGAGAAAGUGCGUACAUUGAAAUCCUAGAUUUCAUUGCUGAUAACAUCCUUGCGUGUAAAGCUCAAGGACUCGCCAACGUCUUGUGGUCCUUGGGGAAACUCAAAGAGCGUGACCACCGUCUCGUGAAAGUCUGUUUAAGAGAAAUUUCGUUUCACGAUGUCGCUUUCUUUUACAAAGCAGAGGUCUGCCAGAUCUUGAAUGGGUUGACUGAGUUGAAAGUGAAAGACUCGCGAGUCUUCAAGCGAGUCGAGGGAGCCAUUUUGGACGGCAAAAUCAAGAUAUCCCGUUUCGAAAAGCGACAAAUUGCUGGAAUUCUGACAUCAUUUAUUAAGAUGGGCUACGGUAGCGAAGAUUUCUACAAAACAGUUGAAGCUGAAAUUGUGGAAAGGGGUUUCAGAAUGUUUCACAACGGAGAAAUAACCCAGAUCUUACGCGCGCUUGCCAUCAUGGACAUCUCCUCUGAUAGCUUUUUCAACAAAGCUGAAAGGGAGAUUCUGCGGCGUUCGCCAUUUAAACUGCUCAGAACUGAGCUCGUUGCGAUUCUGAGAGCGUUUGCGAUGGCAGGUGUAGGAAGUGAAGAGCUCUUUGCAGCGUUUGAUAAAGAAAUAGUCACCAGACGGGUCAAAGAUUACUAUUCACUGCCUCUUUGUUGGAUAAUCUGGGCAUUUGCUACAAGACGAAUGACAAGCUGUAGAGUGUUUAGAGUUGUUGCCGAGGAGAUCUACAAGCGAGGUUUCAAUAACCUCGAAAAUGGCGAGUUAGCCCUUUGCCUCUAUUCGUACGUGUUGUCAGAAAUUCCUUGUGGUGCGUUUUUGAAGGCACUCGAGACAGAACUAUUGUCGAGGGACUUAGAAACAUUUGGAAGCAUUCAGCUGUGUCAAGUGCUUUGGUCUUGUACAAAAGCUGGGUUAUUGAACCCAAAACUGCUACAGGAUUUGGAAGACAAGAUUUUGCAACAGAUUGCUUCACAGAAUGAAGGAAGAGUGACUGUUGAAGGUUUCCUUGGUGCUGAGACGGGAAGCCAAGAACGACUUCAUUAUUUGCAAAAAAUGUGUGCUUUAGCACCAUAGAGUGUACAGUCUUUCUCUUGUGGUUUUCGCUCCAAUGCAAGUUGUUUACUUUGGUGUCAAAUUAUUAUUUUUUCUUUGCUGAGCUCUCAAUAAAAUGUUUCAAUGAAACAAUUUGAAGGGCCAAAGUUUACUGACGUUGCUGGUGCGUGGAAGGCGAACGUGAGUCACACGCGUGAAAGGGGAACGUGAGUCACACCCGCGCAAGGCGAGUCCUAGGCUCACUCGUCUCGUGCUCUAUCGGGUACCCGCGAACUUCUUUUUCCCACACCCAAGUUCAGGUCUCCUCUAUUGCUGUAACUGAUUUGCUUAGGACAGUGGAAGAGGAGAAAAAAGUCCCCCAGGAAUGGAUAGCUGUUCGAUACCACUGAUUGCAUGACUGACCCUACAGACAACUAUAAUGUUCUUUCUGCAGCCUGUGUGUAGACGUUUAGAAGCUUUUUCCUUUGUUUCACGCGGAAAGUGAAAUAAAGAAAAUAGACUGUGCACGUGGUUUAAACUUUUUUCCCGUUCUGCUGGCAGCUUUAUUUCGCUCUAUACCCCACUAGGGAUCCUGGUCCAGGUGUUAUUUUAGCAUUUGCCUAGUCUCUAGGCCUCGAUAUUUCGACUCGAUCAAUCUUUUUCGCGUCACGUGGUCCGAGGCAAAAAGUUUGUCUCGGACACGUCACCAAAACCAAUUGACCCUGGAGGCCUGGUUGAAAGCCGUACAGGAACCAGGCAAGGUUAGUAUGGGAGUAAUACAAAGAAACAGUGAAAAAAAAA